This is a messenger RNA of Paramecium tetraurelia, 954 nucleotides long. RefSeq lists its product as uncharacterized. Lineage: Eukaryota; Ciliophora; Oligohymenophorea; Peniculida; Parameciidae. The record is from RefSeq and is a predicted model, not a curated record. The transcript is spliced from 3 exons.
AUGAUCAUGAAAAUAAAGCAAUUUCUAAAUGACAAUACUGGAGCUCAAUCUAUCAAUAAAGUCAUAAUGGCUCUAUCUGAUUUGAAGCUCGUUGUUAAUGAUACUUAAUUUAUGUCUUAACUGGAAAUUAGUAAUCGGCUUAAGCAUUUUUUUUUAAAUGAUCAAACUAAAAUAUUAUUUUUAAACUAAUUGUUACAAGUGGUAGGAGAUCACUUAUAAAGAAAGGAAAAUUUUUAUGUAAAACUCAAAAUGCUGCUUUUAGUCCAUAUAAUUAUAAGUUCUUAAGUAGCAAGAGCAGAAUUUUCUAAAAUGAUCAUAAAUACUAAAUUAACCAUAAACAUUAAAUCAAAUGACGGAACAGAUAAUUUGAUUGGAAAAUUGUGCUAAUCCUAUUAUUGUUACAUAUACAAGUUGGCAUCGUAGACAACUUUAAUUAAUGAAGAUAUUGGUAAGCCUUACGAUGAUUUAAUGAUUUAUUUUACUCUCUCAAAUUAAUGUUAUAUUGGAAUGAAUAUGCAACGAUUGAUCGAGACAAUUAAUAAUGAACAAGUACCUAAUGAUAUAAUAGCUCAUUUAGUUAAAUUUCUGUAUUUUGAUAUAUAGGACAUUUACAUUUUCAUCUUGAAAGAUGUAAAGUACUUAAUCGAAAAGAAUCCCAAUCUCAUAAGUAACAAAUAAUAAUUGUUAGAACUUUAUAAAGAAUGUUAAUCUCUACAGGCAAGAAUGCUUAUCUUUUACAAAUUCAAUCGCAUCUUCCCUCAUUUUAAUCAAAUAAUGCCUCCGCACUCAAUUUAGAUCAAAUGUGCAAUCCUAAAUUUCGCAUUAGAAGAUAGACAGAUACAAGAAGUUUAAAGAUCCUAUGCUCAUCAAAUAAGAGAGCCUCUGUCCGUAAAGAAUUCAGAGAAAAAGACUCAAGAUUUCACAAGACCUUUCUCACCAAAAGUACAACAUUGA